GGGGAAAGCAAGCAGGACGCUGGAGAAGUGGGACAACCUCUUCCCUGCCUUCAUACAGGCCAAGACCCUCAUCUCAUCUCCAGAAGGAACCUUUCCUCGCAAUCCCACUUUUGUCGCAUCAUCCACAACUUCCUGUUCCUCUGCAAGCCACCCAGGAUCCUAUGAGUCAGCAGAGAUGUUCCAGCUCUGGAGCAAUGAGAUGCCAUCAGGUUCCCACACAACCAUGGCUUUUGGGCUGCCCAAGGUGCCAUAUCAUGGCCAGAUGGUGCCUGGUGGUGGCAACAGCUCUGGUAAUGAACUGCCUCUGACACCACCAGCUGAGCCUACCUAUUCUUUCGAAUUGUCCUCUGUGAAGAUGUUGGCCCCUUCAGUGGCCCCUUCAUACACUUUCUCAGAAGCCCAGGACUUCUCCAGCUUUUUGCAAGGCCCUCGGCCUUUGGGGCCAACGGUUCCUCCAGGGACCACAUCAACUGAUGAUGCCCCAUGGUGGAGCCUACAGCAACCUAGCAGUUUUUCUCUGAGCCGGCCAUUGGUCUUAAGCCCCCAGCCACCCCUUGCUGCCCUCCUGCAAGGCACCCCCAAGGCAUUGCUGGGCACAGCCCGCCGCUGCCGUCGAUGCAAGUGUCCCAACUGCCAGGCAGUGAAUGGGGUAAAUGAGGAGCCUGGGAGGAAGAAGCAACAUAUCUGCCAUCUGCCAGGUUGUGGCAAGGUCUAUGGCAAAACGUCUCAUUUGAAGGCCCACCUCCGUUGGCAUGCAGGCGAGCGGCCCUUCAUCUGCUCCUGGCUGUACUGUGGGAAAAGCUUCACCCGCUCAGAUGAGCUGCAGAGGCAUCUCCGGACACACACAGGUGAGAAGCGUUUUGGCUGCCAGAUGUGCCCUAAGAGGUUCAUGCGGAGUGACCACCUGGCAAAACAUGUCAAGACCCACCAGGGGAAGCGCAUGCGGGGCAUGGCAGUGAUGGCGGCGGCAGCAAUCGGCAUCAAGAGGGAAUGAAAUGGCAGAUGGAUUGGAAGACAUUGAGCCAGAAAGGUUUAGUGGAGAAAGACUUAUGAUUCACUUGAGCUUACAU
Molecule: messenger RNA, 1070 nt
Organism: Anolis sagrei ordinatus
Lineage: Eukaryota; Metazoa; Chordata; Lepidosauria; Squamata; Anolidae
Product: transcription factor Sp5-like
Biological process (GO): regulation of transcription by RNA polymerase II
Molecular function (GO): RNA polymerase II cis-regulatory region sequence-specific DNA binding; DNA-binding transcription factor activity, RNA polymerase II-specific
Source: RefSeq, a predicted model, not a curated record